UUGUCAGUAAUUACGAAGUAGCCAGCAGCGAAUUACAACCAAUCAUUGGCAAUCCGUUUCCUGGUCAAGAGACUGUCACUGAACGUUCUCGACUUUCCGCUCAUUCAAGUCCUCAACAACCUUCUCCAACAUUUCCACGACCCGUACCUAACGUCCAGCAGCAAAUGAGACCACCUACUCCUACUUUUAAUGGUGGUGUUAUGAGAUCAAAUGCACAACGAUCUCCAGGUCCUGCAGAUGAAGGAAUUUUCCCUAUCAAUUUACUUAGCCCUUAUCAUAAUAAGUGGAAGAUCAAGGCAGUUGUUGGUUCAAAAUCGGAUAUCAAACUUUGGCAAAAUCAAAAUGGUUCCGGAAAAUUAUUCAAUGUAACCUUGUUAGAUGACAGUGGUGAAAUACGAGCAACGGCGUUUGGACAACAAGUUGACUCUUUUUACGACAAAUUGGAGGAGGGAAAAGCAAGAGUUAAUGUCGCUAAAAAACAAUACUCACCGGUUAAGAAUGAUUAUGAAAUAUGUCUUGAGAGUGGGUCUAUUAUCGAAGAGAUCGCCAAUAGAAAUCCAACUGAUCUUAUAAAGUUUGAUUUUGUUCGAAUUGAUAACAUAGCACAAUAUGAAAAAGAUAGUACUAUUGAUGUUAUAGCCUGCAAGAACGUACGUGUCGGAGACUUUCAAGGGCGAACUCUUUCAGUAUUUAAUGGAACCACGUUUCUUGUCGAUGUAGACAUCAAGGAUGCGAAAGAUAUACGUGAUUGGUUUUCCUCACAAGAAACAGGCACAAAUUUCGCCUCCUUAUCUUCAUCAGGUUCCGUUGCAAUUGACAAAAACGAGCCCAAAAAAUCAUUGGCGCAAGUUAAGCAUGAGAAACUUGGUCAGGAUGAACAGACUGAUUAUUUUUCAACAAAAGCAACCAUUAUAUUUAUCAAAAGAGAAGGUGUUUCCUAUCCUGCUUGUCCUACAUGCAAGAAAAAAGUUCUUGAAGAUGGGGAAGAAUGGAGAUGUGAAAAAUGUUCGCGAAACUAUCCGGAACCUGACCAUAGAUAUAUAAUGACCAUGAGCGUUGCUGACUUUUCAGAUAAUGCUUGGUUUCAAUGCUUUAAUGAAA
This is a messenger RNA of Scutellospora calospora, 1101 nucleotides long. NCBI's taxonomy places the organism in Eukaryota, Fungi, Glomeromycota, Glomeromycetes, Diversisporales, Gigasporaceae. The record is from the annotation of a GenBank genome assembly.